Messenger RNA from Amoebophrya sp. A120, 5591 nucleotides. NCBI's taxonomy places the organism in Eukaryota, Dinophyceae, Syndiniales, Amoebophryaceae. The record is from the annotation of a GenBank genome assembly.
UACGCCCCCACCGCGGAAGACAUUGGCAGAACAGAUGGCGCCGUCACGCCGCUACUGCAGGAGCAGUGGUGCUUGGCGCAACAGAAGAAGGGUAACGCGCACCCGUGGUUUGUGCUCUUAUAUCGGAACCCGAGUAAAGAAAUCGAGGCUUUUCCCCUACUCAAGUCCGCAUUUUUUAGUGCAGCUGCAUCGCAGGAGCAGUCCUCUGGUGCGUCCUCAGAACAAGUGCCAGGUUAUAAUUUAAGUAACGGUUCAGUUCGGUUUAAGAUUAAAGCACACACGGAUUUAAGUGGCGGAAAUAAUGGUAGCCGGGUGUGCCUGCAGCGUGUGCGGCAGCGGCGCCCCUCAGAUGAGGAAGGUUUGCGGUACAGACAGCCGGAUACGCUGAAGUUUCACUUUCAGAAUGAUUUCUGGUUCCGGAAGAGUACUAAGGGUAGAAGCGCACGACCAGGCUACGAUUUCUCACGGGCAGAACCCCACUUUUUCUCCGUCGCUCCAUCCUACGUUUUCUCCUCUCCGAGAGAAAUUUCGCUGCACGACAAGUUUGACGAGCAGUGGUGGCUGUGCGAUGCGGAGACCCGCGAGCAGCGAUUUUUCGACAAGGUUAGAUUGUGUCCGUCCCGCGAGCCGCGAUGUUUUUGGUCCUAUAGAGAUAUCGGACGUAAACGACUGGAAACCAAAAUCGUGAUGGAGGGUUGUCGAGCACGUGGUGGGUCACCGCCUGGUCGUCCCCCGUUAAGCACUGGGCGGUAUUUUUCGCUGGAAGAGAACCCACUGUAUUCGGCAGAGAAACCGCCUUAUUUCUCGCGGACCUUGGGGCGGUGGUUGAUUGUGGUGGCGAGGAUGUUGCAGCUAGAGUGCUAUCCUGUGCAAAACUGCUGAAGUUGAUGAUGUUAAUGGCGUGGCUGUGACACUGGGGGCUCUUCUCGUAUGAGCAUAAGAGCAUGAUAAGCAGAAGCUCAAGUUUAUGACAACUACUACUUAGGAGUCUUCUGAUACAUUUGCUUUGCAUGGCGGCAAGGCAGGGCUCCGUGAGUAUUUUGCUUGCAGCUUCGGAGUCAUCAUGUGUCGCUGUAUAUGACCACAAGAUAUAUGACCACAAGAUCAUGUACCACAUCCACAGGUUGCACGUGAUAGCACCCCUGAAAGAGAGUUCUUGGAAACCGCACCCUGUGACGCGGAUUCCCGACGAUGGACCGACCACGCUAUGGAUCUGUAUGGCCGCGGGCCAAGCGCAAAGCUUCGGCGCCAUCGGGUGGAACAGGAUAGGCGUUUUCGUGUUGACUGCGGUAACGACGCUUUUUCUUGGCGUUUUUGUGUUGACUACUUUAAAAGGAGUUUGAUGUCUUCCACCACACUACGUGACGAAGCCAGCGAUCACAUGCUAAAGCAGUUGAAGCGCAAGGAUUGCCUACUAUACAACAAUUCUUGUCCACUGCCAGCGUUUGAGCGGGCAGAAAGUGAAAGUCCCGAGGAGGUAUUGGACGAGGCAACAGGCUGCGAUGAAGAUGAACUACAAAUAAAUCGGCUGAAAAUAAACCCCGCCUGCAAGUCCGAGGCCUGCGCGCGCGCGUUGGCAGCUUGGAAGGAAAAGUUUAAGGCGGAAGUCUUGCCGCAAUGGAUGGAGGCAGAAUUCAGAAAAUUCUGGACGCAGUAUUGGGCUAAGGCCGUUGCGAGGGGGCCUGACGAACUGCACGAAAUAAAUUCCUGCACCGACGACCGGCAUCACCGAAUCGCUCCAAUUGCCGAAGUCCACGAAAAUACAGCUCGCGGCCAGUUGUCUCUUCCGAAACUACCUGUUCUGGCGAAGAGAGACGAAUUAGAGCGCCCUUGCUACGAGUACUUUCUGUGGAAGUCUGGUGUGUUGUACAAACUAGCCCGUUUUCUGUUCAACCUGCGAAUUCGUUCAGAAUCAGAAUUGGACAGGUGGGACUGGUGGCACAAAACUGAUUUGCCUGACAAAACUCUCGUUGCCGAUCCUGUCACUGGUCGCGUACGUCAAGAGGUCCUGCUCGACGAGAGGGACGUCGGGAGGCUACUGCACCAUUUCGUGCAGCAAUAUUUUCCGGUCGAGCUUAAGCACCUCGCCGAGGGGAUGCUGCAACAAACGGGCUGUGGGGAUCAUAGGUCGGGCCUGCAAAGGGGCUCCUGGUCCUUUGCGUCCCCCUCGUGCAAUGAGGGUACAAGUUAUCUACAGGAAAUUUAUUCCCGUACACGUACAAAUGCAGUUUCUGCAUGAAAAAACUGGGCUUCGUUCCUAGUUUAGCAUGGCAAGUGUUCUUACGCUCCAAAUUGGUGAAAUUUGUGAUGCAUCUUGUACAUGUACUACGGGGCAUUUGUAUUGCAUACAACUUCUGGUGAGGGUCCUGCGCUGAAAUCGUCGAGUGGUGGUGCGGCCUCGACGCCGGGCGGUAGCGGCUCAGAUCCGUCUGGUCCUUCUGGAACACAUCACGCUGGUGUUGGGGCAAGUGGUAUCGUAAAGAAAAAUCCCCCCUCCCCAUAUUGAAAACGCAUCCAUCUGAAAAUUUGUGAUGCACAUUUGUGACCUCAAAUCUUGUCUGUCUUGCAAGAAGGCAAGUCCAGAGAGCCCCCUGCAUUUUGCAGGCGGUUUGUGAUGCUGUUGGACUUAGAGCAUACACGUUUGUUAUGCUAGGCGCCUACGUCAAAACCUCUCGGCCGAGGCUUGACAUAUGCCUGCAGUCCUGUACUGCAAGACAAAUCCGAUCUGUGUACGGAAAUCCAGCAUCAGAAACUUCGUUUCGAUAUGGGGAGGGGGGAUGUUUCCUUCUGAUAAGUGGCACCGCGACGUCGCCGCCCCGUGCAGCACAAAAACCGCUGUUGUCCCGUGGGGAGGAGUAUGCACUGCAAAUAUGUCUGGGUCUGGAAGGGUGUAAACUUGUGAUGCUGCAUCUGGAUUCCAAGGAAAUCUGUAUUGCGAGGCCAGCAAAAGGAAUCUAAAUCUAAUUGGUGCUACGCUGAGAGUGCAUUUGUCAUGCGAAAUAGGUACCAAGAACCCCUCAAAGAAUCUGUGAUGCUAGGGCAUGCAUCACAGACGUCAUGGCCCAUGCAAAACGUGCAUGACAAGUCUCAGAAUCGUUUAGACCCAGACAUAUUCGCAAUGCAUAAGGAGUUCGGGCGACGGGUGGCCGGGCACAUGGUCGCCGAAAACGAGCGGAAGCGCAAGGCCUUGGCCUCGGAGUUGCGCCGGGAGCGGGAGCGGGAUAUGCUGUGGCUGCGGCGGCUGUGCAAAGAAACCGAGCGGGAAAUCGAUUGUUCCUUGCGUCCCCGGGCUGUCCGGGUUUGGCACAGCAGCGCCGACGAGAAGUACGGCAACACUCCGGGCGCGCGGAUAGAGAAGUUCAGGGAAAAACAAGAAGAACUCAAGUGCGCGCAUCGCAUGUGUCGCGAGUUUUUCAGGAGGAAGUGGACCUCCUCCACCGGGGCAGCAUCAUCUUCCGACGCGGCAGCAGCUUCUUCGUCAGGAGAUCUCGUUCAUCCUAGUGCAGGGGAACAAGGAGGUUCAUGCAGGAGCAGCAUUUUGGAGCCCAUAAAUGCGCUAACUCUGUUUCGCUGCAGGCCCCCCGCCGGCAUGACCAAGCCGGCUGCGCCAAGUGCUCCUGCGACGGAUGGUGGGUCUCCUGCAGUAUCCUCUGGCAGCUUCUACUGCAACUUCGGUGAAGAUGUUGAAAAAUCCUCAUCGCAGCUAUUCAACCGACACCUCGGCCUCGUCGACCCAUUUUUGGACGAAGCUUCGUCGCGGCUGGACGAAUUGCGCGACCUUGGGCUGUAUGCAUUACAUACAAAUAUGUCUGGGUCCGGAAGAGUGCAAGACUUGUCAUGCUAGUCUGGCAUGACGCUGAGCUCUGUAUUGCGUGGCCAGCGAGAGGUCCUCUUGUCUGUCGUGCAAGAAGGCUGUUUGUCAUGCGGAUUACGCAACAUGGAGCCACAGAAAAAUUUGUCUUGCUUGGCGGCGCAUCACCAUGCGCUUUCUAUUCACCGACAUGCAUCACAGGUUUCCAGACCCAGACAUAUUUUUUGCACUCGAUAGGGAGACGCUGGAGGCCGGGUUUGCCGAUCCAGGGGACCGCGAGCGCGCUAUCAAAAGGAAAAAUCCCCCCUCCCCAUAUCGACACGAAGUUUCUGAUGCUGGAUUUGCUUACACAAAUCGGAUCUCUCUUGCAGUCGAGGACUGCAAGCCCAUAUCAAGCCCGAGUAGAGAGGUGCUGGCCUAGGUGCUUAGCAUGCGACAGGCCUAUGCUAUAGGCCCAGUAGCAUCACAAACCGCCUACAUAAUGCGGCGGGGCCUGUGGGGUUGCCUCUUUGCAAGACAGGGACGAUUUGUGGUCACAAAUCAGCAUGGCAAAUUUUCUGAAGUGUGUCUUUUCGAUAUGGGGAAAGGGGAUUUUUUCUUACGAUACGCGCCGAGGAAUUGGCCGCACUGGACCCGUGUGGGGCGCGAUUGCUGGAAUUGGAACGCCGCGUGGAUGAGUGCCUCAACUUCUACGUUCCCCCGGACGGAGGUUCUUCGGUUGAUGAAGGUGAGCCCGAGGGUGAAUCUGUGCCUGAGGUGGGAUGGCAUGCUCGCCUGUUUGGGUCGGAAUACGACCCGUCAUCGGGGGACGACCCGUCGUCGGACGACGCUCGAAACGACCCGUCGUCGGACGAGGAAGACUGAGGAUGUCAAAAAUUAUGCAUGGGUCGGAAUACGACCCGUCGUCGGACGAGGAAGACUGAGGAUGUCAAAAAUGCAUGCAAAGACCGUUGACGCAUGUGCGUUCUUCUACAAGGAAAUCGAACGCGUUAUUAGAAAUUUAGAUAAUUUUUCCGAGAGCGCUGAUGCAGCGGUUUACUGAUAGUGUAGUUCUGCUUUGUAGUUUUCCCCUGUCCUUUUGAGCAGCCGUUUGUUCAGAACCUCCACCAAAGUGGGCUAUCUACAAGAGAAAUACCCCUUAUUUGACUUGUUCUGCACCUGCAGUGAAGAAGUCUGAAAAAUUUUAAUUGUCAUCUGUGCUCUCCUUUUAUUUUGGUGCGGGGAGAAAGAGCAUUACACAUAAGCAACACGAUGUUGGCUUUCUUGCACAUGAUGGGGAUUUGGAAGAACAUACAAGAAUGUUUUGAUGUUGAUAAACAUACUACGUGAUAUUAUGAGAUGGAUUUGGAGAUUGACAUUCAUUGAUAAUAUUCGGUCACGCACCGCAAUUUCUACAUAUUGCAUUCGUACUAGUAGCAACAUAGCCUUCAUUGUUUGUGGAAUUUAUAAAGAGAACGUAUCUUCAUCAUGCAAAGAAUAGCGCAAGCCCUUGUUGUAGAUAUCAUAUACAUACACUCAUCAUCGGUGUUGGUGUCCACCAGUUCUGUUGUUUCUUUUUAAUGCGAAGAUAUGCGAUGCUGCACGCUUGUGCCGUGUUGGAACCAAUCGCAUGAAAACACGGAAAGAAGAUAAAGGCCGGGGAUAUUUUUAGACAGGUCGGAGAACGACCACAGGUCUCUGUACUUGAAGCAUAUUGAAGACAGCCGUUUGUCCUCAAGAAAAAACACCUGAAUUCGCACUGCACGACCAAGAUUGAAGCAAACGGAACGCCAAACUAGAU